Molecule: messenger RNA, 864 nt
Organism: Nicrophorus vespilloides
Lineage: Eukaryota; Metazoa; Arthropoda; Insecta; Coleoptera; Silphidae
Product: 28 kDa heat- and acid-stable phosphoprotein-like
Exons: 3
Coding region: 180-743 (187 amino acids)
Cellular component (GO): cytosol
Molecular function (GO): RNA binding
Source: RefSeq, a predicted model, not a curated record
UGCUGUUAACUUCAACUUGGAAGUAAAUGUCCGCAUUUGUCACCUUUGCAUAUACCCAGCACAACCCACGGUCUAAUUUAUAGUUUAAUCCUACUAUAUUUUCGUUGAGCAAAACGUUCUGCCAAUAUUUGCUGCGCUUCUUCACCUGCUACGUGUCGUAUCGAGAGAAAAAAGCCAAGAUGCCAAAAGGUAAAUAUGUUAACCACAAGGGACGCAACAGGAAGUUCACCAGUCGCGAAGAGCUGGAACAGGAAAAGAAGGAGCUCGAGGAGAAGAUGUGGAGGAAACGGAGGGGAGAAGUUGUUGAUACUGAUGAAGACUCGGAUGCCUCAGAUAAUGAUGGAACCUCAGAAUCUGGUAGUGAGGAGGAAUCCAGCGAAGAUGAGGAAAACUGUAAAGCGAAAGGUGUAUCUAACUUAAUAAAAAUAGAGAAUCCUAAUAGAGUGCAGAAGAAAUCAAAGAAGUUGACGACGACGACGAAGACCACCGAACUGGAGGAGAAACCAGAGUUGUCGAGGCGAGAAAGGGAGGAGAUCGAGAAGCAGAAGGCUCAGGCCCACUACCAGAAGCUGCACGCCGAGGGUAAAACGGAUCAGGCUAGAGCAGAUCUGGCCCGAUUAGCCAUCGUCAAGCAGCAGAGGGCCGAAGCAGCUAAGAGGCGUGAAGAGGAGAAGGUGCAGAAGGAGAACGCCGCGAAAGAGAAGGUGACCCAAGUGAAUCGGGCGCUGGGUAAGAAGAAAUAGAAGCGCGGAGAGAAAGAUAUUUACAGAUUUUACAAAUCACCACCAUUCUGCAAAAUACAAAAACAACAACAAACUUGAAGUUUCUCUCUCUUUUUUUUUUUUUAACUAUGAUUUUCGAUUA